This is a messenger RNA of Bombus pascuorum, 3418 nucleotides long. Its product is annotated as S1 RNA-binding domain-containing protein 1. The record is from RefSeq and is a predicted model, not a curated record. Gene Ontology annotation, biological process: translation; nucleobase-containing compound metabolic process. The coding region runs from base 56 to 2683 and encodes 875 amino acids. The transcript is spliced from 2 exons. Lineage: Eukaryota; Metazoa; Arthropoda; Insecta; Hymenoptera; Apidae. Gene Ontology annotation, molecular function: structural constituent of ribosome; mRNA binding.
UUUAUUUUUUUCUAGUAGUUUAGAUACUUGUUAUUUAUUUGUAAAAAACGUCAUAAUGAAAAGGAGCAUACGACAAGUGUCUCGAGCAAAGAAAAUAAUUAUUUCUUCAAGUGAUUCUGAGGAUGAACCUGCAGAUAUUUCAAAUGAUGAAAAUUAUGUUCCCACGAAAGCACCUCAGAAAAAGAGGAAGACAACUACAAAUAGUACUAAAAGAACCCUUUCAUUAAGUGAAAAUAGUAAACAAAUAGCAACAAAACUUGGAAGAAAAAAAAUAAAAACAGAACUUACAGAUAACACAAAUGAAUCAGUAGAUUUGAAUAAAAAGACACAAGAUAAAAAUGCAAAGAGGAAAAAAGAAGAAAUACAAAAUUCUGACACAGGAAAUAUUAAACAAAUAUUAAAAGAUAUAUCUUUAAAAUCUACAGAAUUGAAAGAAUGGACUGUUGAAGAUUAUGUUAGUGAAGUGAACAAUAUUGAAAAACAUAUAGUAGAAAAUGUUAUAAAGCUUUUUAAUAAUGACAAUACAAUCCCAUUUAUUGCAAGAUAUAGGAGAGAUAUGACUGAUGGCAUGGAGCCAGAUAAGCUAAGAACACUGAAAGAAAGUCUCGAUCAUGCUAAAGUUAUCAAACAACGUGCUAAUACUAUAUUGAAGUCUAUUGACAAAUUAGGACAGUGGUCUCCUGCUAUGUAUUCUGCUGUUGUAUCUGCCAAAUCUUUAGACGACUUAGAACAUAUAUAUUCUUUUUUCAAGCCAGCAUCUAAGCGAACUUUAGCAGAAAGAGCAAAAGAGCUAGGUUUGGGAUCUGUAAGUGAUUUUGCGUUACAGGGUCAGGCACUACCUCCAUUAUCUUCUUUUAUCGAUUCCACUAAGGAUGGAUUAAAAACUGAGCAACAGAUUAUAGAUGGAAUUGUACAUAUUAUAGCAGAUAGUAUAAAUAAGAAUAAAACUGUAUUUGAUAAAGUCAAAGAGCUUCAAAGCAAAUCUGCGAUAAAAAUCCAGAUUACAGAAUGUAAAACCAAUAGUAAAUCUGCAGAUAGUAAAGAAAAGGAUGCUCAUAGAAAGUAUGAAACAUAUUAUGACUUUAAUGCAAACACAAAAUACAUUAAACCUCAUCAAAUAUUAGCUAUCAAUCGUGGGGAAGCGCAAAAGUUUCUUAAUGUAAAGAUGACCAUUCCUGACUUUUUCGAAAAGGGAUUUAAAGCACACUGUUAUAAACAAUAUAACGCAGCCAUCGCAACAUCUAAAUUACAUUCUAAAUUAUUAAACGACAGCAUUAACUAUGCUUAUACAAAGCUGAUAAAGCCCUUAGUAAUACGUAGAGUGAGAAGCGAAAUGAAACAAAAAGCAGAGACAGCAUCUAUAGAAGUUUUCGUAACUAACGUUAAACAGUUGCUUCUUACUCCACCUGUACGAGGAAAGGUCAUACUUGCUAUAGAUCCAGGAUUUUCACACGGUUGUAAAUUAGCGGCAAUCUCUGAGCAGGGUGAUGUACUUGAAACAGAUGUAAUUUAUCCACACACAAAGGAAAAAAAAUCUUAUGAUAAAUCAGCCGAUGUUUUGGUAGCUUUAGUAACGAAAUAUAAGGCUACAGUUUUAGCAUUGGGCAAUGCUACAGCUUGCAGAGAAACUGAAAUGUUUCUAAACAAGUUAAUUAAGUCCAAUGCGUUCGGAUCGAUGGAGGUUUCGUACACGAUAGUUGACGAAGCCGGAGCAUCGAUUUACAGCUGUAGUCCCGAAGCAAAAUCCGAGUUCCCGGACCUCGAUACGAAUUUAGUCUCUGCUAUUUCUAUAGCGAGACGUCUACAAGAUCCACUCGCUGAAUUAGUAAAAGUAGAUCCUAAACAUUUAGGUGUGGGAAUGUAUCAGCAUGAUCUACCAGAGAAGCAAUUGUUAGCGGCAUUAAAUGAGGUUGUUUCAGAGGUUGUGAGCUUUGUGGGUGUGGAUGUGAACACUGCGUCUCAGUGUCUUUUAAGAAGAGUUGCAGGUUUGAAUGCAUCCAGGGCAAAUAAUAUUAUAGAAUGGAGAUCCGAAUUUGGACCGUUUAAAAAUAGGCAACAAUUACUGGAUGUGAAAGGAAUUGGGAACAAGGUAUUCGAACAAUGUGCUGGUUUCAUUAGGAUAUUGCCAGAGACUUCGAUGAAUGAUAAUUCUGAGAAACGCAAGCCUGCUAAGAAGUCUAAGCAGGCGUAUAACUUAUUAGAUCAAUCUUGGAUCCAUCCUGAAUCGUACAAAAUAGCCGAACGUUUCUUGAAAUAUUGUAAUUGUAACUUGGAGAAUUUCGGAACUACGGAGUUCAUCGAAAAAGUAAAAUCGUGUGCUGACGAAGGGUUUGCUAGUUUGGCCCAGAAGCUUGAUACUAACGAGACGACUAUGGAGGUGAUAGUCAAAGGCUUAUCUAUGAAGAAGGACGAGGAUAUACGAUUAAAGACUCGUACUCCUCUUUUUCGAAAGAGUUUGCUCAGUAUUAAUGAUUUGAGCGCGGGGAUAUCAGUAACGGGUGCGAUACGAAACAUUACACACUUUGGAGCGUUUGUGGAUAUAGGAGCGGGUAGAGAUGGACUUAUACCAACGAAAUGGUUAAAGAAUUCGGUAGUUUCGAUAGGUCAGCGUGUGGAGGUGAAAGUACUUUCAGUAGAUGUGAACCGCGGAAGAAUUAGCUUAGAAUUAAUUAACGUAUUAUAAUAUUUAAUAUUAUAAAUAUAAGAAUAAAUUCUAAUUUUUUACACAAGAAUCUUUAUUUUUCCCAAAUGAUAAAACGUGUCACGCAAUGAUCUUUUGUUGGACUAGGCACAGAGAAUAAAAUAUAUCCGGUAUACAUCUGUAAUUCAGCCUUUUUUUUCUCGUAAAGUAAAAACUGUUGAGAACUCUAUGAAUAAACAUAAACGCGGAAUACACGUGGAAUAGCAUUUGCAUAUUUCACGCACCACUUAUUCCGGGUUAAUGACGGAUAAUAAAUUGUCCCUUAAUUUUGGUAGAUAGAACAGUCUGUGCUUUUAUACAAUACUUAACUUACCACUAUGCUUUAAAUUGAUAUUUUAUUUAUAAUACUCUAAAUAGGUAAUGCGAUUGAUUGCAACGACCCAGGGAAUCUUAAGCGCGGCAAUACUUUACGAAAUAUGUAGCUGGAAUCGAGCUACAAAUUUCGAAUACAGAGAAGAAACAGAAUCUAUUUCGUGAGUUGAGAAGUGGCAGAGACGAAUUCUGAACACGUCCCGAGGCGUCUCUCCCUAAGGAAGGCAGUUUGAGGUUGCGCGAUGGUCAGAUGUUACUCUGCAUCGGAUGCUGCAGCGAAAAGUCACAGACGCGCUCUCAGACGUGCAAUCCUUUGAUGUCAAUUGGUUAAAUUAUUUUCGUUUCAUUUUACGUCUAUCUUUUCACUUGUGAAGAUAGAAAUUGAUCAUAAACUUACGAAAGAUC